Molecule: messenger RNA, 2553 nt
Organism: Botrytis byssoidea
Lineage: Eukaryota; Fungi; Ascomycota; Leotiomycetes; Helotiales; Sclerotiniaceae
Exons: 2
Coding region: 295-2055 (586 amino acids)
Molecular function (GO): oxidoreductase activity; FAD binding
Source: RefSeq, a predicted model, not a curated record
GCGAAAGAGAACUUAGCAAUGUGGAAUAUGGAUCGGUACCUGAUCCUUCAAGUCAAACUCUAUACGCAAUUCAGCAUUGUCCAUGCCCUUAGGGCUGACACUUGCUCACACGAUGAAUAACAGAACUUACGGAAUCUUGUUUAGAAGCGGUGACGAUUAGAGUUUGGUAGGGAGAAAAGAGUUGCCAUAAAUAUGAUGGCAAGACUUAAGAUUUCAUUCCUGUGGAUUAUCGAUUCGAUGAUUUAGUGAGGUACUUUCUCUCUGUGUCUAUAACCAAUUUCUGAAUCAAAAACAAUGCUUGCACAAUCACCGUUUGCUCUGGCUGCAACUGUGGCCCUGUUCGGAUUUCCAACAGUGACUGCCGCGCCGGCGAAGAGAUCUGACGGAUCUCUUGAACCAAGAAGUAAUUGUCACUACCUCCCAACGGAUCUUCAGUGGCCUAGUCUUGCAAACUGGCAGCAAUUGAAUCAAUCUAUCAAUGGGAAACUCAUCCUCGGAAGACUUUUGGCUCAAAGCUGCCACAAUUCCGACUAUGAUUCAGCCGAGUGCACAGAGAUAGAAAAUACUUGGACAGCACCACUUACAUAUUUCACGGAUCCAGUCAAUGUUAUGGCACCAUACUGGCUUAAUGAUUCUUGCAGUCCCUUUAUUUCUAUAAAUGCGACAUGCAAUCUAGGAAAUAUUGCUUCAUAUGCCAUCAACGCCAGCAGUGCUGAUGAUGUUAUUGCCGGUUUGAAAUUCGCAACGGAGAAUAAAUUACGAAUCACAAUUAAGAAUACUGGUCAUGACUACAUCGGUAGAUCCAAUGACGAAGGAUCCCUCGCACUAUGGACUCACAACCUCAAAGAUAUCUCGUUUCUCAACUAUACCGGCACUAAUUACACUGGCCCUGCGGUCAAAGUUGGAGCUGGAAUUCAGUUCUUUGAAGCUUACAAAAUUGCUGCUGAGAACGGUCUGCGAGUUGUGGGUGGCUUUUGCCCAACUGUAGGCAUGGCUGGUGGAUAUGUACAAGGUGGCGGGCAUGGUCCCCUCGGAGCAACAUACGGUCUCAGCGCGGAUAAUGCAUUAGAAUUUGAAGUUGUAACCGCUGAUGGUCGCCAUCUCAUCGCUACUCCUACGGAAAACUCGGAUCUCUACUGGGCACUUAGCGGCGGCGGGGGAGGCACAUACGCCGUGGUAAUCUCGUUGACUACGAAAGUCCACGCUGGCGGUAUAGUUGCAGGUGGAUCAUUUACCAUCAACAAUACUGGUGAUGCCAGGUACUGGUCCGCAAUCGAAGCUUGGCAAAAGCACCUUUUGGUUCUAGACCAAAUACCAGGCUUUACCACCGUUUGGGGCUUCACGAGCGAUGCAUUCAACCUUGCAUUUGCUACAUUGCCGGGGGGAAAUGCCUCGACGAUGGCCGAAGCAUUAGCUUCGUACAAAGAAGAGAUUCAAGCAAUGAACCUAACAUUUGCAGCAUACGAAACAAGUGAUAGGCCAAACUUCUACGACCACUACGGGCAUUACACCGGAAGUCUUCCCUAUGGACCUUAUACGACAAAUGAUAUUAUUGGAGGACGGUUAAUUCCCCGCUCGACCAUCCAAAAUAAUGUCACUGAUCUAAUUUCUGUUUUCAAAGACAUUAUCAGCACGACCAGAAUCCCCGCAACAUCUUUACGAAUCAACGGAAUAGCCGCUAACGUCACACAUUCUCGCGUUGGGAACCAUGUAGGCUCCAAUGCUGUUCUUCCUGCAUGGCGUGAUUCUCUCUAUUGGCUAAACGUUGAUGUUGGCAUCGAUGCAGCAGCUUCAAGAGAGACAAUAAAUCAGAUUCAAGCUCAAGUGAAUGCAUUCCAAGACCAGUUUAAGGUCCUGACCACUGGUGGCGGGUCUUACAUGAAUGAGGCAACAUUUGAUAAUCCCACAUGGAAGGAGGAUUAUUAUGGUGAAAAUUACGAUCAAUUGCUGGACGUGAAGUUGUCUUAUGAUCCAAAUUUUGUUUUGUACGCUCAUACGUCUGUUGGGAGUGAUCUUAUGACUGUAGCUUCGGAUGGGAGAUUAUGUAAAGACUGAUAGGCAUGAGAGACAUUCGCGUUGGAAUAAUUACAUAGAUAGUGGUGCACUUCCCCAAUUGCAAGAUAAACGAACGAUGUGAUAGUACUUUAAUCAGUACUAAACAGGCAUCCUUUUUGGUUGGAAGCCCCGUGGAGAGUGAUGUGUUAUCUCGAAGAACAUUCCCCGCAAGUGCUAAGAGAAAGAUACAAAGAUUUUUGCAACAGCCAGUAAAUUCUCAGGACUGCAAAGAAUUUCCUGCAAGCUAUCUGCUGAUCACUGACUAUACGAGUAUGCAAGUACUUUUCAUGCAUCGUGCGGCACAAGUUCAAGGUGUUCAGUAGUCCGAACUGAUAGACUAAAAAUGAGCUUUCGAUGUUUGAAAAGAGUUUAAUAUUCCAAACUAUUCGAAUAAUGAACCAAUCAAAUUGAAAAAACGAAUACCUCUAAUUAUUACACCGCAGGUCUAACUAUAGAGACACUGCGGUUGGCUAGCUCUCAACUCCACGCAAGAACAGG